Molecule: messenger RNA, 768 nt
Organism: Vombatus ursinus (common wombat)
Lineage: Eukaryota; Metazoa; Chordata; Mammalia; Diprotodontia; Vombatidae
Product: vomeronasal type-1 receptor 3-like
Exons: 1
Biological process (GO): G protein-coupled receptor signaling pathway
Cellular component (GO): membrane
Molecular function (GO): pheromone receptor activity
Source: RefSeq, a predicted model, not a curated record
AUGAUUCUAAGUGAUCUGAUCUUGGGGAUUUGCACCUGCUUUCAAACUGUUAUUGGGGUCCUGGGGAACUCCCGACUAUUCGUGGUAUACAUCUAUAUCUUAUAUAUUCAGUCCCACCAUAAGAGACCCAUGAAUAUGAUUAUCGUCCAUCUGACACUAGCUAAUGUUAUGACACUUAUCACUAGAGGAAUUCCUGAUACUAUGGUCUACUUUGGGGCAAAAAAUGUUCUGGAUGAUGUUGGGUGUAAGAUGAUCAUGUAUUUCUACAGGUUGGGCCGGGGACUUUCUAUUGGCACAACCUGUCUCCUGAGCAUAUUCCAAGCCAUCACUAUCAGCCCCAUCCAUUCAAGAUGGGCAUGGCUAAAACCCAGAAUAAGCAAAUAUAUAUUUCCCUUCUUCUUUUCCAACUGGAUCAUCAACAUGUUGAUCUACAUCAGUGUCAUUGAUUCUCUUCAAGCCAGUGAAAAUUUCACUGUGUACAAAAAAGGUUAUUCUAUGAAAUACUGCACCACUAAACCAGAUAUUCAUUAUAUAAUUCAAAAUUUAAUUGUCACAGCCGCAACUGCCCUGGAUUUAGUCUUUCUCACCCUAAUGAGUCUGGCCAGUGGUUACAUGUUGGUAUUUCUCUACAGCCAUAAAAAGAAUAUUCAGCACAUUCGUAACACCAGCCUCUCUGCUAGGCCUUCUUAUGAGGUCAAGGCUACCCAAACCAUCCUGUUAUUGGUGAGCUUUUAUGUUAUAUUUUACUGGAUUGGUUGUUGCCUUACA